UUAUUUUAUUUUUUUGGACAGGCAGCAGUCAAAACUCCGACAGGUGUCAAACUAUGGCCGAGGACAUGAAGCUGCUGUGGGGCUCCGGCUCGCCUCCGUGCUGGCGGGCGAUGAUUGCUCUGCACGAGAAGAACCUGCAGGAUUACAACCACACUCUGCUCUCCUUUGAGAAAAUGGAGCACAAGUCGCAAGAAGUCCUCUCUUUAAACCCCAGGGGACAGCUUCCCACCUUCACACAUGGAGACGUCAUCGUCAAUGAAUCGUACGGCAUCUGCUUCUACCUGGAGAGCCGCUUCAAGUCACAGGGAAACCAGUUGAUCCCAGACGGUCCAGCGGAACAGGCGCUGAUGUACCAACGCAUGUUUGAGGGCCUCACAUUCUGCGAAAAACUCAAUGCCGUCAUCUACUACGACUAUGACUGGUUUGUCCCUGAAGCAGAAAGACAAAAAUCCACUUUGAAGAGAAACUGGGACACACUAACAGCUGAGCUCAAUCUGUGGGAGAGCUAUCUGCAAAAGUUGGGCUCACACUCCUACCUGGCAGGAGCAACCUUCACACUUGCAGAUGUGACCGUUUUCCCCACGGUUGCUACUCUUUUCCGAUUCGGGUUACCAGCAGAGCGUUAUCCAAAACUGGCAGAGUACUACGCUCUGAUGAAGGAGAGACCCAGCAUCAAAGCCAGCUGGCCUCCUCACUGGUUAGAAAACCCCACCGGACAAGACAGCCUGAAAGAUGUCUAAGAUUCACAUCUUACAGUCACAUUAGCUGCUAUGCUUUGGUUCUGAUUAUGAGAGUAAUAUGCGCGUGUGUGCGC
This is a messenger RNA of Thalassophryne amazonica, 814 nucleotides long. RefSeq names its product glutathione S-transferase A-like. The record is from RefSeq and is a predicted model, not a curated record. The transcript is spliced from 6 exons. Gene Ontology annotation, biological process: glutathione metabolic process. Bases 54 to 740 code for a protein of 228 amino acids. Gene Ontology annotation, molecular function: glutathione transferase activity. Lineage: Eukaryota; Metazoa; Chordata; Actinopteri; Batrachoidiformes; Batrachoididae.